UGUGAAUGUGAAGUUCCUUAUAAAAAGGCACACUCAGACAUAAACCCUUUGUGAAAAACACUAGCACUAGCAACUCCACCACCAUGCCAUUAUCAAAAGCCACAUAGAAAGUUUGGCCUCCCCAAAACCCUUUUCCUUCAAUUCACCAAACUCACAACCAAAAUCUGUUCAUUAGUUUUCUUAUUCCAGCAAUCAAUUCGGCAUCCGAUUGGUGAUUCGAGAGAUGUGUAGUAUGCUAACAACAAUGAGGCAAAAUAUCCACAACAUAAGGAAAAGCCCUAGAGUAGCAGACGAGAGCAUGGUAAAUGUUGGAGCAGGGAACCCAGCACCAGCAGGAUUGCCAAUUUUUCCAGCUCACCAUGAUCAUCGUCACGUGGAUAGAAGAUCAUCCUUGCGUAUACGUUGGAUUAAGGGGUUUAGUUCAGUGUUCUAUAGCGUUGUACUCGUGCCAUUUUCUGCAAUUUCUUGCUUUUCUCAACCUCAUCAUGUUCAUGGUGCUGAUGGGGUGUGGGCAUCUGGUGAGUCCCAGAUAACGGAGAUGAAUCAACUAAUGGUAAGUGACAGCAUGCGCUAUGCCAUCUUGAUGUGAAAAAAAUGAAUGUAACAAUUGUUGUAGAUCAUCCUCUCUCUUUUGCAGCAGUACUACAUGCAUGGAUUGGCAAACGAUCGAUCGAUCAUGGUUACUUUUAGAUGACCAUCCAUGUAUAAUGUUUCCCGUAGUUUUAUCAAAGAUAUGUUGGUGAAGUACUACAUCUACAUAUAUACAUACAUAAAUAUAUAAAUAAUAGUAUAAUUCAGCUUUAAUUUGUUUUAUGAAUAAUAUGGCAUCGUGUGGCUGCUUAAUUUUAUUCUCCCUCAGUACUCUAUUUAGUCAUGUAUGUCAAGGAGAAAAAGUAAUUAUAUUAUUGGUGCUUUUGGCUUGAACCUUUUCAAA
Molecule: messenger RNA, 934 nt
Organism: Malus domestica (apple)
Lineage: Eukaryota; Viridiplantae; Streptophyta; Magnoliopsida; Rosales; Rosaceae
Source: RefSeq, a predicted model, not a curated record